UACUGUCUGUCUACUGCUGUCUACUGUCUGCUUGUUUGUACUGUCUAUCUGCUUGUUUCUACUGACUGUCUACUGGUUUCUACUGUCUGUCUACUGCUGUCUACUGGCUGUCUAUUGUUUUCUACUGUCUGUCUACUGUUUUCUGUCUGUCUCCUUGUUUCUACUGGCUGUCUACUGGUUUCUACUGACUGUCUACUGGUUUAUACUGUCUGUCUACUGGUUUCUACUGUCYGCUUGUUUCUACUGUCUAUCUGCUUGUUUCUACUGUCUAUCUACUGGUUUCUACUGUCUGUCUACUGGUUUCUACUCACUUGUUCAUUGCUGUCUACUGGUUUCUACUGUCUGUCUACCUGUUUCUACUGUUGUCUAUUGUCUUUCUACUGGUUUCUACUGAUCGUUCAUUACAUGUACUGUUAAACCUGAGUGUGUAUCUGUUCAUGUGUAUCUGUAUCACAAGAAAAGUCUGUGUGUGUGCGGGCUUUCGGUUCGCGAGCAUGGGCGCGUGCGCCCGGGUUCACGCAUGUCCUGCCCUUGUGCUAUGAUCCGGCGCGUGGACACAGACACACUACUGCAUCUCUCUCUCUCUCUCUCUCUCUCACACACACACACACACAGACACACAGAAAGAGAAAGAGAGAGAGAGAGAGGAGGCGGAAACCUCCAUCUGCCCUGUGCUCGGUGACCGACCCGUCAUCCUCGGGCUCGGGGAAAAAGAAACGGAUCAUCUCCUCAAACCGUGAAGAAAGCGAGUGUGAUAAUGUGACAAGACAAGAAGAAGAAGAGGAAGGGGUGAUUUCACCAUGGAGGAGAUCUAUAAUAGUCUAUAUAUAGGCUAUGCCCCGGACUGCACCACCACCACCACCUCCUCCUCCACCACCUGCCCUCCCGGUACCGGUAAGUCACGGAGGAUAAAGAUGAGAGAUAUGUCAGCCCCGUGCUAGCAACGGCCGGUUAUCGAUGCUAGCUGACCCGUGGAAAUGACUUUUGAGGUCUUAUGAGGUCGGGUUACCGUUCAGCCAUGUUGCAGGAGAGCGCGAGAGAGAGCGAGGGAGGGGGGUAACUGCUGGGCUCGUGACACCUGCCCUCGUUCCCGGUAACUGAAAAAAAAAAAAAUCCUUUACAUUUUUUCUUCUUCUACUAAAUAAUCGGUAAUAAUCGGUACACGUGACAGCCCACACCGGGAGAUGAGUUUGUGACUCGGUGGUUCGGGGUAGUCUUGAGGUGCCGUUCAGCCAUGUUGGAGAGAUGUAACUGUAGCUAACGGCUCCGGGGCUCCGGGGGGCUUUGACACCGACCGACCGACACCGAUGGGGUGUUAUGGAGAAACUGGUGCCCGGUCAUUUUCGCUCCCCUGUGGCGCAUGCGCAUGCGGAUGCGGUGGCGGCGGCAGCCCCGUACCGUGUCGCCUAGAGACAGGAGGCUGAACGAAACGGGGUCGACGAGGGUAACGGUUACCGGGGCGAUGAACAAGCUGCCGGUUACAUUCAUUUAAAAUACAUUAUUUAAUUUAAAGGUCAAUGAGAGGCAGCAACUGUAAAUCCUCCCUCGUUUUAUCUCUCUCUCUCUCUCUCUCUCUCCUCUUCUCUCUAUCAUGCGCUCUUCACUUCCAUAUGUUAAAAAACACAGUCGUCUUAUUUUAGCAACACUGCCUUCCUCCUCCUCUUCUUCCUCCUCUUCCUUCUCUCUUGCCCUCCUCUCUUCUGAGUUUUGACUCCCUCUCUUUUGACACACACACACACACACACUCUGGAAAAUGAAACGUGGGUCGAGUGUGUUGCAGCCUCCCUCUGAUGCAGCCAAACGACACACACACCCUGCAAACGGACAACGCACAAAGACACACACAGCCGGCGAUGGCGCUCGCUCGCUGAGUGAGACGCAGGACGCCGUGCAUGCCGCAGGUUCGAGUCCCUUCCCAGCAGCCACCUCUCUCUUCAGCCCGGAUGUCGGCACCAAGAUGGCGUCCGACCUCCUCAUCAGGCUGUCAGAGGCGACCCAGAAGGCCCAGAUGCAUCCAGGGAGGCUAGCGGAGGCGGAGCCUCUGAUGCGCGAGGCCCUGCCGGAGGUGCGCGGCGGGCAGCAGGACGAGCCGGGCCUCGCCCUCUCUCCGGACGGCCCCGGGGCCAGUCCUGAGCCGCCAUCGCUCUCACACACACCCGACGGCAACGCUGCCACCGACACUCUGGCCUCGGACCUGCUGAGGAAACUGGCAGAGCGUCAGGAAGUGAACAGCCAUGUGGUGAGGGUCAAAGAAGAAGAAGAGCCAAUGGAAGUCGACACAAUGGUUGCCUCUGACCUCGUCCAGGAUCGACCAAUCCCAAAAGAGAUACCCUCACCUUCCCUAAAGAUGGCGAGCCACCACGUCUUCAGCAUUAAAACAGAAGACCAGGGUCUCCGUGGCAAAAAGGUGGCGGAGCAGCUGCACCCUGGAGCCAAGAUGGCGGACCAGCGUCUGCAUGGCCUUAAGAUAGAAGACACGUUUUACACCGGAGGCUGCCAGCCUGGAUCAAAGACGGCACACGGCGUCGUAUCCGGAGCCAACACGUUACAGUUCAGGGUGAAAAUGGAGGAUCGGGGCGUCUCUGGAGCCAAGAUGGCGGACCAGCUUCUCUUUAAAGCCAAAAUUGCAGAGCGGCCUUUCUCCGCCGCCAAGAUGAGCAACAAGUUCCUCUCUGGAUUCAAGAUAGAGGACCAGUUUGCUUCAGGAGCCAAGAUGGAGAACCAGCUUCUCUUCGGAACCAAAAUGGAGAACCGGCUUCUUCCCAGGGCCAUGGUGACGGACGGCGUUUUCUCAGGAGUGAAGGCGGAAGAGCAGCUCUUCUUCGGAGCCAAGAUGGAGGACCAGUUCUCCCCCGGAGCCAAGAUGGCCGACCAGUGCCUCAGAGCUGUGCUGUGGCAGGACAUGUCGGUGAACCUGGCGUCCACGCUGCUGCACCAGCUCUCAGAGAGAGUCAGUAAAUCCAACAGUCGGCCGGACGAGAGGUUGACUCCGCUCAUCAGGAGCAGUCCUGUCCUGAAGGUGAAUGUGGACACACUCCGCUCCUCGCCUCUCUUGAGCUCCCAAGAACCUCCUCAUGAAACCAAAACCAGCCUCAGCAGAGAUCAAACCACCGGUUGCUCUUAUUUCUACAGGUGUCACGUGUGUGGCUUCGAGACGGAUGGCCGCGGCCUCUUCCAGAGUCACAUGACGGACCACCGCCAAUGGGAGCGCGGCUCCUUCUCGCUGCACUGCUGCGUGUGCGACCACUCGACCAAUCAUGAGGCAGAGAUGAGGGCUCACGCCAACACGCACGUACGGGGGAGCACGGGAGCCGACGGAGAGAUGAGGUGCCCCGUCACCUCUCCCUCCUCCUCCAGCAUCGGCUCCCCGUCAGUUGCCGUGGUAACCCACCAGGAUGGGGAGGGCUCAUCCUCGGAGCACCGCUGCCGCAUCUGCCAGAGGUCGUUUCCAGGGCAACAGGAGCUGCUGGUUCACUUCCAGGGUCAUCGCCAGGGCAACCAAUACCGGUGCGACCGCUGCGGUCACCUGACCCGGACGGCCAAUAAGCUGGUGGAGCACGUGCGCGUGCACACAGGAGAGCGCCCGUUCACCUGUGAGCUGUGUCCCUACAGCGCCAAGAGGAGGGACAGUCUGCGCCUCCACUGUAAGGUCAAGCACCCCGCAGACGUGCACACGCACACCUCCUACGUGCACGGAGACAAUCAGCGCUCACACACACAUGUCCAGAGGCUGCACACGCCCACCAACACACGCACCGCUGCAGUCUCUGCCUCCUCCUGUUCCUCCUCCUCCUCACUUCCUCCUCUUCAUCCCUCGCUCUCUGACCGGGCAGGAUGGAGGGAUUUGUCUCCUCUCCUCCCCAUCACGACGCUCAUCUCUCUGAAGCCUCGCUCUCCUUCCUCCUGCUCCUCCUCCUCUCCUUCCUCCUCCUCCUCUUCCUCCUCCUCGUCUUCCUCCACCAAACACUCCUUCCUCGGUUACCUUGGUCUGACAACUCCUUUGUAAAUGCUUUUUUUCUUUUUUCUCAUCUAUUCCUCUCCUCUGCCCGUCUCUCUCUCCUCUCCUUUCCUUAU
Messenger RNA from Anarrhichthys ocellatus (wolf-eel), 4074 nucleotides. RefSeq names its product zinc finger protein 827-like. The record is from RefSeq and is a predicted model, not a curated record. Bases 1754 to 4006 code for a protein of 750 amino acids. NCBI's taxonomy places the organism in Eukaryota, Metazoa, Chordata, Actinopteri, Perciformes, Anarhichadidae. The transcript is spliced from 9 exons.